Molecule: messenger RNA, 732 nt
Organism: Metschnikowia bicuspidata var. bicuspidata NRRL YB-4993
Lineage: Eukaryota; Fungi; Ascomycota; Pichiomycetes; Serinales; Metschnikowiaceae
Exons: 1
Coding region: 1-732 (243 amino acids)
Biological process (GO): SREBP signaling pathway; protein processing
Cellular component (GO): Dsc E3 ubiquitin ligase complex
Source: RefSeq, a predicted model, not a curated record
AUGCCCGACCUGUUCACGAGCCUGCGGUACCCGUCGGUCGAGGAGACGCUCCGCAAUAACGCAUCGCUGCUCAUCAAGCAAAAACGGCUUUUCCUCGCUGAUUUGCGCACGCUCAUGGGCACCCUGGGCUGUGCGCUCAUAGGCAUCCUCUAUCUACGAGACAUGUCCAUUCUCCUCUUUUGUUUGCGGGCCACCGUGCAGUUCUUGCUCUCCAGCCCGUACGCCGCCCAUUUCAACUACGGGACCCUGCUCCAGGAAGAGGCACGCAAGGAACAACGGUGGUUUCUCUUUUGGAGCGUGGUGCUCGUCAAUGGUGUUUCGUUUCUCGACCACUUGAUUCUCGGCACGUACCGCACCAGCAGCGCCGGCGACAGGCAGCUCCAUGGCAGCUGGACCGUGCAGUUCAUUGGCGAGCGGCUCCCGCGGGGCAGGAGCGAGUUGGUGGUGUUUGACGGUCUCAUCGUGGUGAUGCAGCUGGUCUACUUCUGUCUUAUGUGCACCACCAGCGACCUGGCCGUGCUCCAGGGCCCCCUGGCGGACUUGAGCCUCAAGGACGAGGCGGUGCUGCUGGACGUGGUUUCCGACGGCUUCGACGGCAAUGUGCAUAUCUUGACUGUGGACGUCUGGGAGGGCGUCCGGGCCCUGUGGCGGUACGACCGGCAUCCCGAGAACCGGGACGUCCAGGAAUUGCGGUCUAUGCGGGAGCAGGCUCUCCGGCGGAUAUUGGUGUGA